GCGGAAUCAGCUGAGUGGAGUUCGAGUACUGGAAACAGUCCUCGCUACGUAUCGCUGGGACCGAUGCGGCCGCGGCAGUUUUGCAGUCAGGCCGAUUAGAUGCAACGGCUGUGAUGCGUUUCGGGAUGGGGAUGCAUUGCAUCCGCGAAGGCGCGGCUACUGUUGUUGCUGUGGCCUCGGUGCCGGUGCUGCUGCUCCGACACGGGCGACUGCGCUGGUUGGCCGCUCCGCAGCUCAUCGGCAGCUUCAGCCUUGCCAAUAUCGAAUUCAACGGCUCAGCAACAGUCACAAGCCGACAGUCGAGUAGUUUGCAUGCCUUGAAACAGAAUAGAUGGAAGAUACAGUUACAGAUACAAGGCCCGAGACAAGCGAGAAUUUUUGAAAGAAAAUUAUAUCCUGCUCGAGUGAAAACAGUUGUUUUCACUCAACCGUUGGCGGGUCUUGCAUCGGACGGAUAUCUAGUUCUGCUAUUAGAUAUCGCAGCGAACUGUAAGCGGACACAAUCUUAUUCAAAAAAGUAGCCGGGAUACGCGUUCUUUUGGUGUUGUUAGUGCAACUGUCGAUUGUACGAUCGCGAAUAUAAUUGAGUGUGGAGUGCGGAAGUUAAUGGGAUUCUUCCCUGUAUAAGGUCCGGUGGUUUUCCUUUCCGCGAAAGCGUGUAGUUUCCUGAAUCUCAACUCAGUGCAUCGGAAGAAGCUUCUGCGCGAUUAGAGUAAUGAUGGGAAAAAGUUCACCCGUCACUGUUCCCAGAACAGCUUCCUUGCAAGAUUAUCCUUCAGUUCAUUCUGAGAUUGUGGUCUAAGGGUUCGUUUGUGCUUCGCUUAAGGAUGUCUUGUUGAGAUGAGUUUUAGUACGAAUUCAGUAUUGGAACAUUAUAGUAAGUUUGUGUGGAGUGUUUGUGAGUAACUAAGAAGUGGAAGGGUAUCGGGUCUCGUCCUUUUCUACUGAAGGAUCAAAGUGGACAGCAGAUUUACGAAGCGGUGAAAACGCAAGAUCCUGCGGACGAACUAACCCCACAGAUCAGCAGUUGCAACCGUUAAAUUUUUUGGUGGCCUGAAGUCCGCUGGUAUCCACUUAGGCCGAGUUUUCAAUAAAGUUGAACGUCUCCGUUGGGAAGCCCAUGCCCAGCUUCUUCCCUCCAAAUUUUUUUCUGGUAUAAAUUCGAUACUAAAGUGAUAUGUAAUUCGCUUGAUGCUCACGAGUUUCUCGAAGAAAGUGGUGUAUGCGUGCGCAGAUUUUACUCAAAAAGAAGCAAAGCAAAGAAAAGAUCAGUUUUCUCGAGUCCGUAGCAUAUUAUAUAUCUACAUAGAGUGAGUUUCGACGUGUGUUAAAAAUAGAAAAUCUUACGUGUACGUGUGUCGCGAGUGACGUGUGUGCAGCGCGGAUCGGCUCCUACUUUCUCGUCAUUUAUAUACCUACGAUUUUUUUCCUACGUUUGCUCCUCGUCCGGAUCCACUAGUAAACUAUAGUCCGCGUACUCUGCUGCCUUCCAACAACCGAUCGCGAUCUGUGUUCCUACCGGCUAGGCUGUUUCUAGCCCAUCUUUCUCUGGGAGCAUCAGGCGGUCUGCGUGUAAAAUUCGUACGACACACCACUAUCGCUGAACAUUGUGAAAAGGGACGAUCUAAAAAAAAAACAACAAAAAGUCAGCAAGAAGAUCUAGGCGCUCUGUAGUAAGUGCAGCGUCUGGUCCACGCGACCUGACAGAAUACGCCGAUCAUACCAAGCUGCGAGUUGAAACUAUACUUUUAGAAAGACACGUCUCGCUGAAAUCUAAUUAUUUCCAAAAUAAGAAUCUGCGCUUGGCAGCUUAUCAUUGACUAACUCUCAGCGCAUAGUACACAACUCAUCCUGAGGUGGCCUUAGUAAUCUACGCGCACAGCACGUACUCCAGAAUAUACUACGCGAAAGUUAUGCGUGAUUUCUGCUUGGGCAUCACGUAUCCAUCCCAGAAGCAGAUCAAACGCAACAUUCUGGAAGCCACAAGACAGAAGACAAACUUUGAAUCCUCCGAUCGUUCCAUGCACUCAGAGGAGCGGAGAAUUCCACGCGAAGAGUAGAAAAAUUCUGAAAAAAGUUUAGGCUGUCUAGGCUCGAUUUUCUCGCGACUGAUUCAACCAGGCCCAAUUUUUAGAGAAUUGAAUUUAGACAUUUGAUUGAUUCAUUAUUAUUUUCCUUACAAUGCUACUGAAGUCUUAAGAUAAAGGAUAGAGUCAAAAGAACGACAUCUUUCGAAAUAGAACCAGUACCAGAAAAAGGAAAAUCAGUAAGGCGACAUAAGAAACGUAUUUCCUUUACAUAAACUAACGAUUGUGAUCGAGAAAAAAAAAAUCUCAUUCAAGUCGAUCACGGACGCAAAACACCCAGACCAAGAACAAUGAAGAUCAGACGCAAUAGCUACGAAUACUUUUGUAUAGUGCGAGGAUUACAGAGAAUUCAAAGGCACCUACUGAAUCCCGUGUGGCAGGGUUGUAAGCAUCAUUCAGCACGAUCACGAGUCAAGCAGAGUCUCAACUGAACGAUCACUGAUCCACACUAGGGUUUUAUAAGAAUACUCUGGGAAGCAGAAAUUUCUACUACCCUGAUUACAUGACAUUAUCCAGGAUCAAGAAUAUCCUUAAGUGAAAUAACACAAAACGUGUGAAUCGCUUGAAAUUGCAAUUUAAAGUCUGAAGAAAAAAAGAAGCAGAAAUUCCUUCCAAGUGCGUGAACUCCAUUCGAAAUUCGAUCAUCAAAAACAGGCGAUCAUAGGGACGUCAUGUAUGCGCGGGUAUUGCGCAAAUGGAGUUUGGCCAGAUUUCUAAUGAACCUGUGGCUAGUCGUUAUCAUGUUGCUGGUAAUAUGUUGUCAGAAUGCUACGAGCAUGCAUCUAGUAAAGAAUACAAGAUCGUCGCGAUCGUCUCCGUAUUCGUUAACGUCGUUAGUAAAUACAAUGCAGAGAAAUUCGGAUUUAGGUAGUACCAUGACAAUAUAUAGUCCUUACGGUAGAUUGAUAGACCCCUACCAGUAUCAGCUCCGCCAAUCUCAGCAACUUAAUUAUAAUCAGCAGUAUCAGGACUUUUUAGACACACAACUGGAUAGAAGCCAGCAACAGCAACAACUACUUGUGAAUGAUGGUGUCGAUCCGCGGCGAUACUACUCACCGUACACGAUAUACAUUAGAACAAAUGCUGACACAGCACAGGUCGAGAAAAAUGUUCCAAAUAUGAAUAGUCAAAUAAUUAAUUUAAAUAGUAAUAAUAAUCCAAGCAGUUCCACCUAUAGUAGUAAAGACGGUACAAGCUCUCCGCCACACAAAGAGCAGAACCCGCACAGCAACGAUCCUUCGGAUCAAAAGCAAGCGCAGUUAGACCACCACAGUUCAAUGAGUAGUUCAAAUCUAAGAUAUUCAGAUAACAGAAGAGGAAACGUACAACACCCACAUAGAUAUCGGGGGAAGACACGCGAUAAAAUUCAAGGGGAAAGUCUUAAUGUCCCCGCAAGAAGUGCAAAACUACCAGUAUCAUCCCCUUCACAAGCAUUACAGCCAUCCGCAUUCGAUCCCAUUCGAACGGUGCCCGACUGGUUACAAAUUGAAAACGAGCGACGACUACGAAUAGAACGACACCGACAACGACGCCAUCGCCAUUUCGAACAAAUUGCCCGUUCCAACAAGGAUAAUGGUGAUACAGCAAUUGACCAUGGAAGCAAGCAGAACAACAAUAACGGAAGCAGUCCUAUUUCUACUAUAACUACUAAUCUAGGCAACAAUAAUGAUAGAAACAAUAGGAAUAGCAGUAGCGAUAAUGUUAGGGAUAAGAGUUCUGAUCCAAGAUUAAAAACGGAGGGCAGUAACCGCGGUCAAGCGAUCGUCAAUACUCAAAACAAAACGAUCAGCUACCAUCAGCCGCAAUCGCGUUACAGACGCCGAAGAAUAUCUCGAUCGCAUCAUCCUCGACGUCGUCAAAAGCGAUACUGUUCCGCUCGUGAUCCUGUUCAAUUGGCAUACCUGGCGCCAAUUGUACUGGAAGGAAAGGUACACUCGAUGAGUGCUAAUCGCCGAGCUAACUUUUCCGCUUCAUUUCAAGUUACACAGAUUUUCAAAAAUCGACAAAACCAUAAUAUAAGGAAACUCGAUCUCGUACGUUUACAAUUUACUUUCUUGAAUACAACCGGAGAAUGUGACAUCUACCACGAACAAUUCCGGGAACGUGGAUUUAUAAGACGCGAUUUGCAGAAUGCAAGAAAUUAUACGCUUUUCUUAAAAUAUGUUGGCGAAAAACCCAGGAUACUUGGUCAGCCGAUACUGAGCAAUCAACGUGUAUAUGCUUAUGUUAAAAAUGCUUCGCAGGAGAAAUUUGGUAAAGCUGCAAGCAUUAAAUCAUUGACAGCAAAUAGGCAAAAUAAAGUUCGUGAAAAGGAAGAAUUACACAUAAUAUGUAAAGUAAGGGGGAAUCCACCACCGAAAAUCACAUGGUUUAAGGACGACAAGUCUAUUAAGCAAAGUCGUCAACUAUAUCAGUUUAUUAACCUGAAAAGAAGAUCCGAACUCAUAGUUAAGUCAUUCUCGAAUGCUACAGCUGGUCUGUAUGAAUGCCGAGCAAAAAAUAUGGUUAUGGUUAAUCAUAGUAGAAAAGUAGAAAAGAAGACAAUACGAAUUGAAGCUUAUGGAAGACCAGAAAACCAUAACGAUACAGGAGAGGACUGCCCCAGUUCUAUGGAAGCCUUUUGCUUGAAUGGCGGAGUUUGUAGGUUUUUCAGCGAUAUUAAUCAUUACUAUUGCAAAUGCGCCGAAGGAUUCGAUGGCGAAAGAUGCCAUGAGAAGAGACCUACUAAUGUAUCACUGAAUCAAACCGUGACGGGAUACAUGGCUGAUAGUCCAACUGAUACGAUGUCGGAGGAAAGUGACGAAAAUUUAUCUCUAUCGGAGGAGUAAAUGGAGAAUCUUAUUGACCACCAAGAGGAGAUACAAUCAAAAUCAUGACAACCCUUAAGGAUACUUGAAUGAAUGAAAUAAUCUCAGUUUAAAAUAAAGCAAAAAUGACUCAUAAUGAAAUAACACAAUAUUUAACAAGUAGCAUGAGAAAUGACAAUUAUCGAUGUAGUUAUUUAAUACAAUUAUGUUAAGAUUAAAUUAAUUAUCUGAUGUUUAAAUUUGUUUAAACGAAAUGCCAAAGAUGUACAAUUUCUUAAGGUAUUUUUACAUUGUUUCAAACUUUAUUAAAUAUCUUAAUUUAUAUUUGUUUGUCAUAUUUUUAUACGAUGGAAGGCGACAUGAAUAAAAGAAAAGAUUCAGUUCUACAUUUAACUCAUUUCCAAUAAUA
Molecule: messenger RNA, 5303 nt
Organism: Hermetia illucens (black soldier fly)
Lineage: Eukaryota; Metazoa; Arthropoda; Insecta; Diptera; Stratiomyidae
Gene: vn
Product: protein vein
Exons: 6
Coding region: 2759-4915 (718 amino acids)
Biological process (GO): positive regulation of cell population proliferation; positive regulation of mitotic nuclear division; epidermal growth factor receptor signaling pathway
Source: RefSeq, a predicted model, not a curated record